Messenger RNA from Neltuma alba, 2514 nucleotides. Its product is annotated as TMV resistance protein N-like. The record is from RefSeq and is a predicted model, not a curated record. Lineage: Eukaryota; Viridiplantae; Streptophyta; Magnoliopsida; Fabales; Fabaceae. Gene Ontology annotation, biological process: defense response; signal transduction. The transcript has 9 exons. Bases 1 to 2514 code for a protein of 837 amino acids. Gene Ontology annotation, molecular function: ADP binding.
AUGGACUAUCCGGAUUGGCUGGCACCUGUGCCUUGGUGGCUGGCGGAAGAAUCCUCUCCGAUGAGUGAAGACCAUAUGACGUCUCGUUCCGAAAGGGCGCCUCAAUCAUUAGAAGACGGGUUAGAAAAUUACGAGAGGGCGCCUCAAGCAUUAGCAAUUGAUAACGACAUGAGCUCGUCGACCGACGUGAGCAGCUGGUGGGACGAGCUUCUGGGUUCGCCGGGGGAUCAGUAUGAUGUGUUCUUGAGCUUCAGAGGCGAAGAUACUCGGGCGUCUUUCAUUGCUCAUCUCUAUUCCUUUUUGAGCAAUGCUGGAAUUGUUGUUUUCAAAGAUGAUACGAACCUUCCUAGGGGUAAUAGUAUCUCAGUCGAAUUGCCGCUUGGAAUUGAAUGUUCUACAAUUUCGAUCAUUAUCUUCUCCAAAGAUUAUGCUGGUUCUAGAUGGUGCCUCAACGAGCUCUCAAAAAUCAUGGAGCUUCACAGAGCACAAGGUCGGGUAGCUCUGCCUGUGUUCUAUGGCGUAGAUCCGUCCCAAGUUCGUAAUCAAAGCUCCACUUUUGGAGAUGCGUUUCGUGAUCUUAUACAAAGAAGUUCACCCACAGAAGAUGAAGUGUCAAGGUGGAGGACAGAUCUCCGUGAAGCUGGGGGCAUUGCAGGGUUUGUUGUGCUCAACUCCAAGGAUGAAAGUGAGGAUAUCAAGAAUAUCGUUAAGCAUGUUUGCAAAAUAUUGGACAAGAAAGACUUGUUUAUUGCUAACCAUCCUGUUGGAGUGGACUCUCGUUUGACAGAUUUGAUUAAAAUAUCAGAAAGCUAUUCAAUUGACAAUGUUCUCCUCCUAGGGAUAUGGGGGAUGGGGGGUAUCGGUAAAACAACCAUUGCCAAAGCCAUUUAUAAUGAAAUUGGUCGAAAAUUUGAGAGUAGAUGUUUUCUUCGUGAAUCCUUUGGUGGGGGAAGCAGAAUAGUUAUCACUACUAGAGAUAAGCAUAUUCUCAAAUUCUUUGGAGUGAAUCAUGUAUAUGAAAUAAAGACCAUGGACGAAAUAGAAUCUAUUGAGCUUUUCAGUUGGCAUGCAUUUAAGCAACCAAGUCCCAAAAAGGAAUUCAUUGACUUUUCUAGAAAUAUAGUUGCUUAUUCUGGAGGACUGCCACUAGCCCUUGAAGUCCUUGGCUCCUAUUUAUUUGAUAGGGAAGAGGAAGAGUGGAGAAGUGUACUAGACAAACUAAAAAGAAUCCCUAAAAAUGAGAUACAAAAGAAGCUAAAAAUAAGCUUUGAUGGUUUAAGCGAUGAUAUGAUGAAAGAAAUCUUCCUUGAUAUAUCUUGCUUUUUUAUUGGGAUGGAUAGGAGUGAUGUCACGCAGAUAUUGGAUGGUAGUGGACUUUUUCCGCACAUUGGAAUAAGUGUCCUUGUGGAGCGGAGCCUUGUAACUGUUGAUGAGAAGAACAAGCUUGGCAUGCAUGAUUUGCUGCGAGAUAUGGGGAGGGAGAUAAUCCGAGAACAAUCACCAAAAAGCCUUGGAAACCGUAGUAGGUUAUGGUUCCAUGAAGAUGUACUUGAUGUAUUAUCAAAACAUACUGGGCUAGCUUUGAAUUUGUCACAAACCGAUAAAGAUUAUUUUUCUACCAAAGCGUUUGAGCAGAUGAAGAGACUUAGAUUACUCCGCCUUGGUAAUGUGAAACUUGAGGGAGACUUUAAACACAUGAGCAGAGAUCUCAGAUGGCUUUAUUGGCUUGGCUUUCCUUUGAAAUACAUCCCUGCCAACUUUUAUCAGAAAAACUUAGUUUCUAUUGAGUUGAAGUACAGUAGCCUUAGAGAAUUAUUGGAGAGACUAAAAAUCCUCAAUUUGAGUCACUCCCCUUUUUUGAUGCAGACUCCUGACUUCUCAAAACUACCGAAUCUUGAAAAGGUGAUUCUUAAAAAUUGUCCAAAUUUGUCUGAGGUUCGUCCUACCAUCGGGCAUGCCGAUAAACUCCUUUUAAUAAAUUUGAAGGAUUGCACUAGCCUUUGCACUCUCCCAAGAAGUAUUUAUAACUUAAAAUCACUAAAAACUCUUAUUUUGUCUGGUUGUACGAGGAUUGAAAAAUUAGAAGAUAUAGAGCAAAUGGAUUCCUUGAACAGGGGAUUAUCACGUGAUGUGUUUCCUUCUCUCAUUUGGUCACGGAUGUCCCCAGCAAAUAAUCCUUUAUCUCUUAUUUCAUCACAUGCAUGUGAAUCUUGUGUUAGUGUAAUGAUCAUAAAUUAUACAAAGACAACCACUCUGUGCUACAGGCAAGAUUCACUGACUUCAUUUGAAGAAGCUGAGUGGAAGGAAAUAAUAUCAAAUCUAGACUCAGAUGACCAAGUGGAGGUGAUGGUAGUUUUUGGUAAUGGAUUCACUGUGAAAAGGACAACAAUCUACUUAAAAUACGACGAGUCAUUUGAUGAACAGAUAGAGCAUCCGCCAUCACCAAGUAGAGAAGUUGAUAAGAAGCCCAUGCAGACUUAUGUUAGAAGGAGGAAGCGACAGAAGAUUAAUUAA